Closterium sp. Yama58-4 is the source of this 261-nucleotide messenger RNA. Lineage: Eukaryota; Viridiplantae; Streptophyta; Zygnematophyceae; Desmidiales; Closteriaceae. The record is from the annotation of a GenBank genome assembly.
AUGUGCCAGCGGUACCCCAUAGAGGUGGUUGCCAAGGCAACUGACAACUGGGCAGAGGCAAACCACAUUGGGUCGGGCGGGUAUGGAGAGGUCUAUCGGGGUGUGUGUCCGCAAGAUCCCUCAGUGGUGUGGGCUGUGAAGUGCGCCAAGAUACUCACCAAUGACUUCAAGCGAGGUAUGUGUGUCUGUGUGUGUGUGUGUGUGUGUGUGUGUGUGUGUGUGUGUAUGUGUGUGUGUAUGUGUGUGUGUGUGUGUGUGUGA